Molecule: messenger RNA, 1834 nt
Organism: Ceraceosorus bombacis
Lineage: Eukaryota; Fungi; Basidiomycota; Exobasidiomycetes; Ceraceosorales; Ceraceosoraceae
Source: the annotation of a GenBank genome assembly
AUGACGUCCCACGCAAGCCUCGAAUAUCCUUUCGAUGCACCUGGCUCCACCUUUCAAGAGCAAAUGCGGAAUCUGCCAUACCCCGCAUAUCCCUUCGAAGGUCAUGCGCUCCUCUCUCGAAUCUUCACCCCGGCCUUCUACUCUUUCUCCCUCUCACCCAUUCCCGUGUUGCUCUUCAGCCUGGCCUACUACCUCACCUCUCACACCGCUAACCAUCUGCACUCGGCCCCGCCUACCGACUGGACAAAACCCAAUGCAGCUGCAAAGAACGGAGGAGGAGGAGGAGGAGGAGGAGGAGGACAUUUGAGAGCAAAACUACUUAGAUGGAUCAUCUUGGCUCAUAACGCUCUGCUCGCAAUCUACUCGGCUGCUACAUUUGUCCUCAUGGCGCCUCCCGUCUUGGACCUCUUCUUCCAGGGCUGGAGGGCAGCUGGAAGCGAAGGUGAGUUUCGCAUUGGACGGACGAGGGAAGAGAGACUCAGCGGGCCUUGGGUCCGUCGUGCGCGCAAGAGGCAGACAUGGCAACUAGGUGGGGACCAGCAGGUUGCUGGAGCAAAAGCCUCGAUGUGCUGCUGUGCGGAGGUGGUGCAGCAUACAUGCGUGGGAAAGCCCGAAGCUGACGCUGAGGACGUCAACCUGCCUCUCAGGCUUGACCCUGGCUCUCUGCUCCACGCCAACCAAUGAUCCCUACCUUGGCCGCUGGGCGUACAUCUUCUACCUAUCAAAGUACUACGAGGUGAUAGGUAAGUCUUGCUGAAGGAGGAUUUGCGAGCAAGGACGACAUUGAGGAGCACAAGCUGACCAUGCAGCCACGCAUACGCAGACUCGCUCAUCUUGUAUCUCAAGGGAAAACAGAUUGGACAUUUGCAGAGCUAUCAUCAUGCGGGAGCGCUCAUCUGCAUGUGGAUUGCUGUCCGCUACCAAAGCCAGCCGGUCUGGGGUGAGUGGAUGAAAAUCACAAGUUUGCUUCAGCUCCCAGACUGUCCUCAAGGUCGCACGCAUGGCUGACCACCAAGCUACCAUUUCAAUACUCUCUCGCAGUGUUCUGCGUCUUCAACUCCUUUGUGCACACCUUUAUGUACUCUUACUACUUUUGCAGCGCCAUGAGGUGGCCCUUUCCUCGCGCCCUCAAGAGGAAUCUCACCACCAUGCAGAUUCUGCAGAUUGCCAGCGGUGAGAUCAGACCAAGCAUAGACGUUCGAUGGAGCUGCCAAGCUGACCCUUGAUUGUACUGCAUCUGCCCAGGAACGCUCUUGACAAACGUCUACCUGCUCGUCCGCGUCCAGCCCGCCCGAGUGCUCACAGCCUUGACGAGAUCUCAAGUCUCUACUCUGCUGCCAGCAAGCAUCUUCGCAGCAAGGCAUCCAGCUCCUUCGCAAAUUUUCUCCGGCCUGGUCAGGAGCGAUCCGGGCAGCUUGUCCACCUCUGCUGAGAAGGCGAUGCUGCUCGGUCAUUACGCCGCUCAGAGGGCCCUCACAAAGAGUUCCGAGAGCUGUCUGCAAAGCAAGGGUGCCGAGAUGGCACUGCACGUCAACACGAUGUACAUGACCGUGAGUGCUCGCGCAAGCAAGCUACGCAACCCCGGGCCAGCAUAAUUUCCUCCCUUGCCUCGCCCUCUGAGGUUCUAAUCUUGGCUGACGGUCCUUCUCGCUGUCCCACAUCUUGCCCCGCACAGCCCCUGCUCAUGCUCUUCGCCCACUUCUUCAUGCGCAGCUACCUCAAGCCCAAACCCAGAGUGAACGGUAUCGUCAGCGGCAAAGCAGUGACAAGAGCUGGCGAAGCAGGUCAAAAAGCGGCGAGGCAGAUCGAGCGGAGCGAUGUGCCGUCUAAGUAG